GGGGACUUCACAUUUGCCUGUGGCUUCUACAUCCCUUACUUGGCGAAUCUCAUGUGCGGAGCACAUCGUGACUAUCACGUUGACACAUGCUUUGAGUUCAAAACAAUUACUGCACACAACUCCCAGCCUCGUUAGCGGUCAUGUCUCAGCGGGCCGACUCUUCAUCUGAACAUCUGAGUGUGUUUGGAUCGCUCGAGAUGGCCUCUGCAGACGGGGAAUCUAUCUGCGAAACAUGCCGCGAGAUCGAUUUCCACCACCUGCUUCAUCAUGCUCGAUACGAUCAUCCUCGCUUUGCUUCUUUGUAUCCAUCUAUACCGCAAAAUGUUCGAUAUUCGCCUGAUUGCAAGCUCUGCAGUCUCAUAUCUUCGGGUACCCCUUUAGACCACUUGGGAAAGAUGUUCGAGCUGGGUUCAUUCUUCAACGCCGCGGCCACUGGUAUUGUGCGGAGUACUAUCGAGCUGAGAAUUUUCCUCCCAAAUCGUAUCGGUCGCUUCACCUCACCAUCUGGUGCCGUGUUUUGUAGAUUGGCUAGCGAUGUUUCACAGAGUUUAGGGUGUGUCCAACCCGCAGACUUGUCAACAAUCAAGCCAAGCAAGCUGGGUACCCCAGCUUGGCUUGAUUGUUGGGUGCCUCUACUUCAGCUUAGCUUGAUUGGCUUGGUGGGUUAAAACAAGCCAGCUUGAUUGUUUGGCUUGAUUGGCUUGAUGGUCAAAGCGUUUUUGAGGCUAUACAAAUAGGUGGUAUUGGCUAUAUCGUGACUUUUUUUUAGAGUUGAGUUUCCGAAUCGCUGUUAGUAUUGCUGCUGUCUCCAACGUCCCACGCGCUUACGCCGUACAACGCCUCUAUCUCAUCGUCAGUUAUAGAGUUUCUGUUGUUGAGUUUAUCGUCGCCUAGACCAGCUGUACGCCACCGUCGUACGCACUGUAUUGCCGCCAGAAGUCGUGGUUGUAUACCUCGUCGGCGAGGCUCUAGGAGAUCACCC
Alternaria alternata is the source of this 982-nucleotide messenger RNA. RefSeq lists its product as hypothetical. The record is from RefSeq and is a predicted model, not a curated record. NCBI's taxonomy places the organism in Eukaryota, Fungi, Ascomycota, Dothideomycetes, Pleosporales, Pleosporaceae. The transcript is spliced from 2 exons. The coding region runs from base 141 to 668 and encodes 175 amino acids.